Messenger RNA from Dendronephthya gigantea, 4911 nucleotides. RefSeq lists its product as uncharacterized. The record is from RefSeq and is a predicted model, not a curated record. The coding region runs from base 1 to 4911 and encodes 1636 amino acids. NCBI's taxonomy places the organism in Eukaryota, Metazoa, Cnidaria, Anthozoa, Malacalcyonacea, Nephtheidae. The transcript has 17 exons. Gene Ontology annotation, cellular component: membrane.
AUGUUGAUUUCUGAGAAUAUCUUUUCAGCCAAUCUGUGCCCGAAAAAAGCAGUCAUAUGUCUUGAAAGUGAUGUCAGCAGUGUCAGAUUGGAGAAAAAUAUUUUCGAUUUCAACUUAGGACGUUGUCUGCAUAUGGCAGGAAACAAAGCAAAUGGGGUGGUGUCUCUACAAGUCGUGUACAAAACUGAGUCAACUUUUAAACGCCGCGGACAUGUCAACUUUACACAAAACGUUUUAUCCCACAACUUACCAUCCUCCUCUUCUGGUCGUAUACCAGGCAAGGCAGAUUCGUGCUCAGUGUCAGUUUCUGGUGUACUGUUUUUCAAGAAAACCGAUAUUCAUUUCAACAGCUUUGACAACCCAGAAUACACAAAAGAGUUUUGCGUUUUAGUUCCUGCCACUUCUCAUCGCGACAUAAUCGACAUCUCAAACAAUUGGUGGAGAACGGAAAACUCGUUUGAAGUACGUGAUAGGAUAUCUGAUUUCGAUGAUAACUAUGAUUAUGCGAUUGCCGAAAGUUGGCCAUUCCUAAAUGCGAAUAAAUCGUUAGCAUUAGGUUUACGACAAUAUUACAAACAACGGGGAAGAAUUCUUUCAGGGCGUAUAACUGAAUCGACCUCUUUGAAAGCGUCAAAAAGUCCCUACAGAAUAACAUCAGAUCUAACCAUUUUAAAGAAUACAACUCUCGUCGUGGAGGCAGGGGUGACGUUGAAGCUGUUACCAGGUGUUAGUAUUCUUGUGAUUGGUGCACUUCAGGUGAAAGGAACCCCGUUGCAACCGGUCCACUUCACCAUUGACAAUCCCACGGGGAGGAAUAACAGAUCGAGAAUGAUUGUUCGACUUGCAGAUGGCAGUUUCCCAUGGCAAGGAAUGGCGCAACUGUUUAACGGUUCGGUGUGGUUGCCGCUUGUUACACCUGGCAAUCUGUCGGCGAGCAAUUUAACAAAUGUAAUCUGCAAACAACUUGGCUAUGGACCGCCGACCACUGGUAAACAGAUUGGAAUUAGCCCAUUUCAGAAUGUCUCUGAUUUUUUUCAAUUGCAUUGUCUCGGUAAUGAAACUACACUGGACGAAUGCAAUAAUGUCGAGAAAAACAAGAGUAGUAACAUGAGCUUAGUACAUCUUGAAUGUCAUGGAACUGUUUGGGGAAACGUACGUUUUGUUUCCUCAAGUGAAAAAAAUUUAACACAGCCGCGCUCAAGUUUAAACUUUGUAAAGUUCACUCACUGCGGAAAUCGUCACGGAAUGCAUGUUCCUGCGAUAGAAACGGUUAUAAACAUCCCAAUAAUGAACGCUAUUACGGUUCAAAAUUGUACUGCUGGUGGUUUAACAAUUGCGUUUCCAAAUCGAAAUGUACACAUUAACCAAAGCCUGUUCCUAAACACAGGGGGAACUGCAAUCACAGUUCUACAAACGCGGCGAAAGGUGCUUGUUGAAAAUUCCAUGUUUCGUGAAAACAUCCGUGGUAUAUCUUUCGAGGAACCAAGAAUGGAAAAAGAGCCGCAAGUCAACUAUGGUCGGGUGUUCUUGUGCAGUGAUGUAAAACUCAUUCACAUUCAAACUACUAAACUUUUUUACUUCAAAUUGUCAUUGUUGGAAAACAUACCAGUGGUACAACAUUGUGAGAAGGCCCUAACUGCGCCUGAUGGUAAAGGAUUUAAGUUGGUCGUAUUGUACCAAAGUGGUUCAAGAUAUAUCCAGAUCUUUGACUCACACAGUUCGAAUGAUAAAUCCAUUUACCAGGGCUCCGUGGCAAGCAUUGUCCAAAAAGAUUUUUUUAUACCCAGAGGUGAAAUCCUGUUGCGUUGGAAUGGUGACUCGAAUUCAAAGAUUACGGUUUUAAUUGAAGCCAUAAAAAUAUCUGAUAUGCCAUGCACCUUCGAAUUGGAUUUUUGUGGCUGGCAGUCAUUCACAAACGUGUCUGUUGUUGGUCGUAAGAUGUCACAAACCUGGGCUAGAAAUUCAUAUACAUAUUACCUAAGCGAUCAUUCUUACUUUUCAGAUCAUGGCAAACUACUCAUCUCAAGAGGGUCAUAUCUCAAUUCGAAAUCCUUGAAUGCAGGAAUUAUCAGUCCAAUAAUUGAAUCACAACAGUUUUGCUUCUUCAGAUUUUUUUAUUAUUUACGAAGUGAGAGCUUUCGGUCAUUGUCUGGCAUAUACAUUUAUACUAUAACCGGUUCCUAUACAAACUUUCAAAGGAGAUUAAUUUGGAGUACAAGGAAGUAUAGAAUUUACCAAUGGGAAAAGGUUCUUCUCAGACUUCCACGUUACGCUGACGAAUAUCGGAUCGCAUUAGUAGGAGAAACUACCUCUGGUUAUGUCGCCAUCGAUGACUUGGAAUUAAUGCUUUGCAAUGUUGGAGAUCAUCGUCUAUCUAAUAACAUUUUUGUUGGCAACAAACAAAAUUCUAUUCAGUACACCUCUUUGGCGGCAGAAAAGGCUGAGUCACGCCCAAAGUUUGUUAUUGAACGAUCACAAGUUGUGAACACAUUAUCUUCCACAAACUCGGUGUCCAAAAGUCCCAUUUUUCUUGAAAUCCAAGACAACUAUUUUACCAUCGCUAAUAACUUUAUCGCUAACAACAUACAUGGUGGAAUUGAAGCAAAAUUGGGUGGAAAUUUCGCCGGAACAAGGCAAAAAUCUACGGAUUGCUCAAUAUAUGGUAACACGUUUGUGGGCAACACAAACGGAGCAAUUUUAUUGGUUGGGCGGGGCUCUGGGAUACAACGCAUUCGGAUUAAAAUUAUGAAAAAUACUUUCGAGAAUAACUUGGGCCCUUUCAGUACAUUCAAAGUCAACAAUAUCCAAGUGAAUAUUGUCAGCAAUUUCUUUUUUAAUAAUUCCGGGAAGCAUACGCUCGAGUAUCACUUUGAGAGUGAUGGGUUUAAAGAUCAGACUUGUGAGAUGAACACGUUCUAUUUUAAUCGUGGUGUUGGACCUUCCCAUGGGGUAACGAUUCUCACAAACGGUCCAGUGGAUUUUCGUCGAAAUAAUUUUAAGAAUCCUGUCAAUUUGUACGAACUAAGCUCAAGAAAGAUGUCUGUAACAGACCCAAUUAAAGCAAUUAACAAUUGGUGGGGAGCUGGUAAAGCCGAUUACGUCCGCUCACGUAUUUAUGGCAAGAAAAAAAAUGAUGAAUUCGCGUUGGUAAUCUAUGAACCAUUUAAAAAAUUACCACCAAGGGAUAUUCUAUCUAUUGGUUGUCCUCCAAGCUGGCAAAAGAUUGGAUCAACAUGCGUGGUUGUUAGAAGAGGUGUUCAAACGUUUAAAGAAGCCGUAGAAUAUUGUCAGUAUCACGGAGGUCGUGUGGCUUCAUGGUCGUCAGCAGAAGAAAAGAAAUUUAUCGCUAUGGCGCUGGUUGAAUCACGACCUGAAGAAGAACAGCAUGUUGCAAUAUGGGUUAUGACAAAACAAUACCUGGAAAACGGGCAGAUUUCAAAACAGAAAUGUGCGGUGAGAACUUAUGAGUACAAAUAUCGAGCUGUUCCAUGUAAAAGUCUUUAUCCAUAUAUUUGCACACAAGCCGCAGUUACUCACUGUCCUAAUGGGUGCUUCCACAAUGGAGAUUGCGUCGGAACAACUUGUUUUUGCUACCGCGGAUGGACAGGGAGAGACUGUUCUCAAUUUCACUGUAAUGAAGCGAAUAAUUGUUCGGGGAAUGGCCUUUGUAUUGGCCCAAACGCUUGCAAAUGUUCAGUAGGAUUUCUGGGUCGAGGCUGUACCUACUCUGUUUGUGGAAAGUUUAGAAAAUGUAUUGAUUGUUACCGGGAUAGUUCCUGUGGUUGGUGCGACAGCUCCCAGCAAUGCAUUGCGGGUACAUCAAUAGGACCACAUUCAACAAAAUGUCCAGACUGGUUUUACCACAACUGCCACACUGUCGGGAAUGUUAGCACAUGUUCCAAAAAUAUUAUGCGCGUGGACUGUGCAAUGAGGCAGUGCAACCGAUCUGAAAAAACAACAACAUUGGAAUCCUGUCAAAAAUGUCACGAUUAUGAGAAGUGCUUCAAGAAAGUGGAAGAAGGAGUGUGUAAAUCAUGGAAUGACACGCGUUGUCCUGAUGGAAGAGUGCAUGCUGAUUAUUCGGAUCCGAAAAGGGUAGAAAAUGUUGUUUACAAAAAAAAUGUGAAAAUUGUUGACCCAAAAAUAACAAAGAUAUACAAUUGUCCCAUUCAAGUCGCUGGAGAGGAAGAUUCCUCUCUAGUUCUGGUUGCACCUGCAAAGUUGGGUCUCAAAGUUGGAGAUGUGCUAUUGAGUGGGCAGGCUGGAGGUCUGAUGCACAAAGUUAGCGAUACAACAGAAAAAGGAAAUUUCACGUUCAUUCUUGGCAGACCAGCAGCAAUAAAGGAAGCGAUUAGCUACGCAGAUUUUACUCAAGAAGGAAAAGCAGCUCAGUUUAUAGACGAAACAACUUUGGAUAUAGAACCUAAUUCUGAGUACGUCAAUGGCGUGAUAGAUGGAUCAAUAAAACUGAAAGAAACUAAAAUUCAUGUGCUAUCCAAAGAAACUUCAUUCUUCAAAUGCCUAGCUGGAUACAUUUACGAAAUUGGCGAAAAUGUUUUAACAACGUAUUAUAUCGUGAUGGAAAAAAGUAAAGUGGAAGAUGUAAGUCAAGGGGAUGUGUUUGUAUCUGUAAAAAAUUCCGGAUUUAUCGAGCGUGUUGUGCAAAAAACCAUCAACCAAAACAUAUCAUUUUUGGAAACGAAAAUUGAGAGAUGUACGCAGGAAUUUGACUUGACAAAUAGGUUUAUCAAAGCAAGACCCUCGAGUAAAGAAGACGUAUACUGUUUCGGAGGUGAUAACAAUAACGGCAUUGUUAUUAGCGAGCUGUCGGACGGUUCUGAAAACAAAGAAAUUGAAGUUGGCGAUCUUAUUAUGGGAAGAGAAGGUUAUCGGCUCGAGAAUCAGUGGUGA